This is a messenger RNA of Gadus morhua (Atlantic cod), 3328 nucleotides long. RefSeq names its product centromere protein I (gene cenpi). The transcript has 20 exons. Lineage: Eukaryota; Metazoa; Chordata; Actinopteri; Gadiformes; Gadidae. Gene Ontology annotation, cellular component: kinetochore; inner kinetochore. Gene Ontology annotation, biological process: mitotic sister chromatid segregation; CENP-A containing chromatin assembly. The record is from RefSeq and is a predicted model, not a curated record. Bases 77 to 2245 code for a protein of 722 amino acids.
GUCGCGCGGAAGUUUGAUUUGAAACAGCGAGGAGAGGGGCCGGAGUCGAAUAUGUUUUCAUUUUAGCAAUGUGACAAUGGCAGCAACACUUAUACCACCGGAUUUAAAUUCGUCGUCCUCAACAGAUUCGUCGUCGACCUCCAAUCGAAGCAUUAGUAGAAGUUUGCGGGUCGCAGAGAAAGCAAAAAAAGGGAUCAAGGCGGAGGACCCGAUUGUUGCGGCACUAAAGUACUUCUCAAAGGUUCAAAAAGGAACCCCGUGCAGAGGAAAUGAUGAGUUUGAGAACAACCUUGUUACGGUGGAGAGGGUGGCAUACAGUAAAGGGCUUUCGCCAGAAGCCAUCUCUGUUAUGCUAGAGUUUGCCAUGAGCCUCCGGAUGGGAACGGUUCCAUGUGUACGGGUACUUAAGUGCCUCCUUCCUUCCACUGUGGUUCCACAUCAAGCUGUUGUGCGUGCGGUGGUGUGGCUGUGUGUUGGAAAAUUAUCGAUCGCCACACAGGUUCUUUUCAUCAAAUGGGUGCUGACUGUCUUUGACAUGAUUGAUGCCAAAGACAAUCUUCGUGCCAUCUAUGGCUUCCUCUUCAGCUUUGUAACUGAAGAAAAUCUGUGUCCCUAUGUAUGCCACCUGCUUUAUCUGCUGACCAGAAAAGAAUGUGUGCGUCUUUUCCGAGUCCGAAAGUUACUGGAGCUGCAUUCUAAACUGGGCAAGCAACCAUAUCUUCUGCAUCUGUUGUCGCUCUACAAAGUGUUUUGCCCAGAGUUGGUCACGCUCUCAUUCAAUUCACGAAUAAGGGCCGGUUUCGGAAACCACAACGGCCCUUGGAAGUUGGCGUUGAAUGCCAUCCAGAAGAGAACCGCUGUCCUGGUCCCCUCCGACCUCCCUCUAGCCCUGCAGACCCAGGAGAAGGCCGGCUCGAGGAAAAGGAAACUGGGGCACUUGGACCUGCCAGUGCUCACUGCUGUUGUCCAGAGCCAGAAGCAGACCAGCCUCAGCCAAAUGGUUGUUCCUCUGGCCCAAAUCCAGUCCUUUGUUCAGCUCUUGGAGAACCUGCAUCUUAUAGAGCUACCGGCUCAGAUGGGCUCUCUGCUGGGCUCCAGUCUUGCCCUUCACUACCUCGACUGCGUUCAGGACGAGUCGGCCUUUCUACGCAUCAACUUCUGGCUCGGCCACUCCCUACAUGAAGAGUUUCUGUUCUGUGGCCACGGCGGAGCAUCUCAAGGUUCAGACGAGGCGGUCCAGUUUCUGGAGCGGUUGAUGUCGACGCAGGACUUUCUCCAGGAGGGGUUCUCCAGCGUGGAAGCCUUCCUCUACAAGUUCCUCAACGUCUGGGACGGCUCCCUCCUCCGCCCACAGAUCUUGGCCCUCCUGAGCAACGUUCCUGUGGUGCCCAGCACCUGUAUCAGCAGGCUUCUGUCGGAGCCACUGGAGCAACUGUUCUUUACAUCCAAGGUGUUCUUCAAGUGUGGCCUGAUAGAGUCUCUGAACGGCAUGCUGGUGAAAUGGCUGACCUGGCACUCGGUGUACGCUCUGGAGGACGGCCGUAACGUUGACCUCGACACGUCCAUGAACGUGAGUCGGUCCGGGUUCAUGCUCUCUGUGGGGGAGCUCGUGCGUUUCGUGGGGCGGCUGGCCACCUUGGGGCUUCAGCUGGAAGGCUGUCACUCCCUGCUGCUCAGCUUCAUCCUGGACUUCUACGACACGGUGUGUGACAUAUUCCAGAAGUAUGGGCUCCCCCUAGUGGUCAUGAUCCCGCGCAGCGUCUUUUACCCGGCCCUGUUCGCCUUCGACCCCAUCAGCGUGGACCGACUGGCCAAGAUCAUGAACAGGUACAAGAUUAAUUUGACCGCCGCCAAGAAGCAAGAAAAAAUUACUGGGAAGGCAUUUCACAUCAGCCUCAAGACUUACCAGGAGUUCAACCACUACCUCGCCUUCAUGGUCAACUGCCUGUGGAACUCCAGGAUCUUCCAGCCGGGAGACGACAUUGAGCUGAGCGAGGAGCUGCUGCACGAGAGUGGAGUCCCGCAGUACUGGGCCAGCUUCAGCCUCACCAACCACCCGGCCUUCCACUGCUACGCUAUCGACUUCCACCACAAGUGUUGGCCGGAGAGGCGGGACGUGGACCUGAAAUCCAUUCAGCAUUUGCAGCAGUGGGGCUGGUAUCUGGAGUAUCUGUUCACGCAGGGCUUUGACGGCCUCCGACAGUUCAUUCAGAGCAACAUCAAAACCAGCAGCCGAGGACCGUAGGACGUGAACCAGCACUGUGGGACAAAAAAAAAGACUUGUACAUAAUAUCUCACUUGUGACGAUUCAUUGUUGUUGUUUUUAUUUUUAUGUACAGAGACGUGUUUGUUUAUCGUGUAUGUUUUUUGUAGAUAAUUUUAUGGAUUUUAGCUGCCCUUUUUUAGUCACUCUUAAUUCGUGGUUCAAAAUAAACCAGCUUACCACUUUUACUGAUUUACUAAUGGACGUAAACACACACAAGAAAACAUAUGAGUUGGGUCACAUUUGUGACAUUGUGAAUAGGCCUAUCAUUCCUGUUUAGCACUCAGUUUCACUUAGGAAUCCAUUAUAGGGCAAAUCAUCACUAUCCAGCACAGUCAGUUGUUCUACCAUCUGGAACAUGACAUUUUCCCUAUCAAUUGAGGGACCCAUCUGGAUACAGAGUAGCCCCCUGGCACAGCUACCUGGUCACAUGUAGCAUGCAAGGAAAUCCAUGGUAUGGGAGUUGUAUACAUCAUAUUUUCUCCAGCAUGUUUUUAAAUAUCGUGACUGAAAGGAGAGGCCAUGAAAAACUUGCACAAAAUGUUAAUUUUGUAUGGUUUCAAGUUUUCUUUUUAAUUUGCCAGAAUAUCUACAUAAUGGUUGUGUCAUGCAAUUUUGUGUUAUUAUGUAAAAUUAUAAAAUUAUCUAUCCUUGCAUCAUAUUUCAGUACCUUUAACCAAGGAGGUGUUAAUGAUAAAUGACAUAUGUAAUGAUGGGCAUAACUGAAGCUAAACUGCUCUGUGCUCAUUUAAAUGGGGCCACCUUAAGCCUUCUACUGAUGUCAACGUCAGCGAGAGAGCGAUCUGCUGCUCCGCUCCGUGCUUCAGUUUGCUUCCCCGGCCGGUCUGCUCACUUUGUUUCCGUCGCCUUACUUGCAAGUAGCUCUUUAUUGGACUCUGGAAGAUAUACGUUUACUGGAACUGUCUGAGGCGAACACUAGAAAUCUACUAGCCUAGCCAGUAAGACAAGGUAAGAAAACCCAGCAAGUGGUGUAGUCCUAUUUUUUUUGUGAAGUCCAGAACAAAUCUUGUUGCAGUCGAAUCGAAUAAAAAAAACCGCUACGUA